Podarcis muralis (Common wall lizard) is the source of this 972-nucleotide messenger RNA. RefSeq names its product olfactory receptor 14A16-like. Gene Ontology annotation, biological process: G protein-coupled receptor signaling pathway. The record is from RefSeq and is a predicted model, not a curated record. NCBI's taxonomy places the organism in Eukaryota, Metazoa, Chordata, Lepidosauria, Squamata, Lacertidae. Gene Ontology annotation, molecular function: G protein-coupled receptor activity; olfactory receptor activity. Gene Ontology annotation, cellular component: membrane.
AUGCAUCUUAUAGAGCAAAGCAGAGUUAAUCAAACAUCAAUCUCAGAAUUUCUCCUUCUGGAAUUCUCUGAGGUUCGGGAACUACAGAUUCUACACUUCCUUCUGUUCCUAGUAUUCUACUUGGCAACUGUCACAGGGAAUCUUCUCAUCAUCUCUGCAGUAGCCUUUGACCACCACCUGCACACCCCCAUGUACUUCUUCCUGAUGAACUUGGCCAUGCAGGACCUGGGACAAGUUUCAGUCAUCAUCCCUAAAUUCAUGUCCAAUUCCCUCAUGAACACCAGGCAGAUUUCCUAUUCUGGGUGUGUUGCUCAGGUCCUCUUCUUUCUCUUUUUCUUAGCAUCUGAUUUCUCCCUUCUCACAGUCAUGGCAUAUGAUAGGUACAUUGCCAUCUGCAACCCACUGCAAUAUGAAGUGUUGAUGAAUAAGCAGGCCUGCAUCCAAAUGGUUACUAGUGUGUGGAUCGUCAGCUUUUUCUAUGGAGUGUUACACACGGGAGGCACCUUUGCACCCACCUUUUGCUCCAAUAUUGUUAAUCAGUUUUUCUGUGAAAUCCCACAGUUACUUAAACUGACCUGCUCUGAUUUGUACCUACUUGAAAUUGGAAUUGUUGUGGUAAGUGCUGUCAUUGGGUUAGGUUGUUUUAUCUUCAUCAUCAUCACCUAUGUGCACAUCUUCUCUGCAGUGUUGAAAAUCCCUUCUAUUGAAGGGAGGCAAAAGGCUUUCUCAACAUGCCUUCCACACCUCAUUGUUUUCUCCAUAUUUGUGUUCACUGGCUGUUUUGCUUAUCUCAAGCCAACCUCUAAUACCCCCUCACAUCUGGACUUGGCACUUACCAUUAUAUAUUCCAUGUUUCCGCCACUGAUGAAUCCAGUAAUCUACAGCAUGAGAAACAAGGAGAUAAAACAUUCCCUGUUAAAACUAUUGGGUUUGAGACACUCUAAGAACUCAUUCUUUAGUUUUCUUGUGUAA